AUGGUGGAGGCCAUGCGACGCGCAUGCGACCAACUGUAUGCACGAACCCGCAUUAUCGGCGGUGUUGUGGAAGCCACUGCCGUGCGGCUGGAGGCAGAGAGCGGGCUCGGCUACAUGAAGCAGCUGCGCAGGCUCAACCGCCUUCUCCUCGAGCGGUCCGCUAAGAUGCUGGGUGUGCGGCAGGAAGCCGAUGUAGAUGCAGUCAGUCAUGGGAGUGAGAGCGGGCGCAUGCAGCUCGCCAACUACGCAGAGCUAGCGUCCCUGGCGGCGGAGGAGGAAGCUGCUAGCUCCAUGAGCACACCUCCGGGGCGCCACCCCUCUCUAUCAUCCACGGCCACAACGACGAUGGCAUCGUCCACCCUCGAUUCCCCCCGCGGCGCCGGUGGUAGUAGCGGCAGCGGCAGCCAAAACCCCCAACAGCGAACGACCGGCGUGCACCGGCGAAAGCGGCGGUGCCAAGCAUACAGUCUAUUGACGCACCUGCGGCGAUGGGAAUCCGCACUGGCUGGCGAGACCACGGCCAUUCUUACUGCCUGUGCGAAGGGAAUCGGGUCUGCCGAUGUAACGCCCUCACUGUCUCCGGUUAGAUGUAUUCAAGAUAUUCGAGAUUUGCUGUUGGUAGCAUAA
This is a messenger RNA of Trypanosoma grayi, 627 nucleotides long. RefSeq lists its product as hypothetical. The record is from RefSeq and is a predicted model, not a curated record. Lineage: Eukaryota; Euglenozoa; Kinetoplastea; Trypanosomatida; Trypanosomatidae. The coding region runs from base 1 to 627 and encodes 208 amino acids. The transcript has a single exon.